UUUCUGAGCUAGCAAAGCUUCCAGAAGACACAGACACGUCACUGUCGUACCCCACCAACCAUCUCCUAAAAGCUCAUAGUCGCAAGCAUUGCCAUGGUCGCUGGAGAUAACUUACAACAGCUAAAGCUGGCAUUGGAGACUAUGUACUCCAAUGCUAACCAAAACGAUAAAAUCAACGCUACCCAUUUUCUCGAGACAUUCCAAAAAUCCCAAGAUGCUUGGGAAAUCGUCCAUACCAUUCUCAACGACGCGCAUUUAGAUAUCCAUAUUCAGCUCUUUGCCGCCCAGACGUUGCGUUCAAAAGUGACAUACGAUUUGUCUCAAUUGCCAGAGCAGAACUUUGCAACCUUGAAAAAUUCCAUUAUUCAAUUACUAACGGUGUUUACCGCCAACAACCAACGUCUUGUGCGUACGCAGCUCUGUGUUGCGUUAGCACAGCUUGCAUUGCAAUAUUUGACGUGGCAGGAUGCUGUGUCGGAAAUUGUUACUAAGUUAUCGCUGACGGCAACGUACUUGCCCUGUUUGUUGGACUUCUUGAAGAUCUUGCCCGAAGAGUUGUCUGACGUCAAAAAGACAUCUUUGUCCGACGAUGAGUUCAACACGAGAACUAGAGAAUUGAUAGAGAACAACGUAGAACAGGUGUUACUCUUGUUGAAGAACUUGACCGACACUAACUCCAGUAACUCGUCACAAGACUCAAUGGUUCUCGACUGUUUGAACUCGUGGAUCAAGGAAUGUCCCAUAGAAAGCAUUCUCCGUAUUGAUUCUUUAACUUCACUUAUCUUCCGUAGUUUAGCCAGCGAAGAAACCUUUGAUAAGUCUAUUGAAUGUCUCUGUACGAUUAUUAGAGAAACAAGAGACAUCGACAACCAUGAGCUCAUCGAAGCCUUAUACAAACAGAUCAUCGAGUUGAACUCGUUUAUGCAUGCUAACCCUGAUAGACUUGAAGAUCCCGAAACAUUUGACGGUUUGUCACGUUUGUAUGUGGAAGCCGGCGAGUCGUGGCAUGUUCUUAUCGCCAAGAACCCGAAGCACUUCAAGCCGUUGGUGUUAAUCCUUUUGGAAAUCUGUAAAUACCAAGACGACUUGGACAUCGUCAAGUACACAUUCUAUUUCUGGCACUUGUUGAAGCAGUUGCUCACCAUUUCCAAGUUCCAGGAAUCAAAGGAAGAGUUGGCAGAUAUCUUUGCCAAUUUAAUCACCAUCAUAAUAAAGCAUUUAACCUACCCCAUAACUGGAAAUGACCACGACCUUUUCAAUGGUGAUAGAGAACAGGAAGACAAGUUCAAAGAGUUCCGUUACGAAAUGGGGGACGUUCUCAAAGACUGCUGUGCAGUAGUAGGACCCUCGAAGGCUUUGAGCAUUCCCUUCCACCAGAUCCAGACCAUUUUAUCCUCAAACAUGCCUUCGACCAACUGGCAGCACUUAGAGGCACCUUUGUUUUCCAUGAGAGCCAUGGCUAAGGAAGUUUCUACCAAAGAGAAAGUCAUGUUGCCUACUAUCAUGUCAUUUCUUGUGCAGUUGCCGGAACAUCCAAAGGUCAGGUAUGCAGCUACAUUAGUAUUGGGACGGUAUACCGAAUGGACAGCCAAGAAUCCGGGAUUUUUGGAACCACAAUUGAACUACAUUAUCAAGGGCUUUGAGAUUGUCAGCUCCAACAGCGCAGACGAACAGGGAAAACACGACAUUAUCAUUGCUGCUUCUCGAGCCUUGAUGUAUUUUUGUCAGGAUUGUUCCGAAUUGUUGGUCAGUUAUUUGGAACAGUUGUACAUGUUGUAUGGGCAAGUUCGUGACCAACUUGACUUGGAAUCAACGUACGAACUAGUUGAUGGUUUGGCCCAUGUAAUUUUGAAGUUACCAACGGAAAACUUGUACACCACUACAGAAAUGUUCAUUUCGCCAACUUUGCAGACUUUAAAUCAAUUGCUCGUAGCUGGUGAAAAUGAAGCGAACUCCAAGUCUGUUGCUGAUCAAAUUGAGGUUUUGACAAAGUUCAUAUAUGUCUUGAAGGCUAACAAUUUCAGUAAGCCUGAUAGCCCUAUUGCACGUUUAUUCAUAGAAAAGAUAUGGCCAGCUAUUUCUCAAUUGUUGGCUGCAUAUGGUAAGUCGGUCAUUGCAAGUGAGAGAAUUUUGAAGUUAGUCAAGUCAGGAAUUCAAUCCCAGAGCACAUAUUUGAACAGUCUUUUGCCCGAAAUGGCUACCUUGUUGAUUCAGGGCUUCCAGCAGUCACACUAUGGGUGCUAUCUUUGGGUAUCUGGGGUUUUGAUCAGAGAAUACGGUGAUGAGUAUACCUCGGAAGAUAUCAAGGAUGCUGUCUACAGAUUUGGUAUGGAACAAUGCUCGUAUUUCUUUAACCUAUUGUUCAAUACCAAUGAAGAGGGAGUUCGUGCCAUGUCGGACGUUGUAGAGGAUUACUUCCGUAUGAUGAACGACUUGCUUAUGUUUUACCCGUUUAAGGUGAUAGCCAACCAGGACUUAUUAAAGUCUACUCUCAAGGCAUCGUUAUUGACUUUGAAUCUGAUCAACGAGUUCAACCCAAUCAUUUCAUGUAUACACUUCCUUGUAGACUUGGUAUCAUGGGGAUUGCCUAGCCCUCCAAUUUCGUUCUUUGAUGAGAGCGACUUGACUAUUCCCAGACACGGCAUGCAACAGUUUCUCGUUAGCGAGAAUAACGGAGGAGAGUUGUUGAGAGUGGUGUUGAAUGGCUUGAUUUUUAAGUUCAACAACGAUAUUCAGCAGGACACCAACGACUUGAUUCUCAAGAUCUUGGUAGCUGUUCCAGAUAAAAAUAUUUCUAUAGGCUGGUUGCAUGAAGUGGUGAAGGCUUUACCCAACGUCAACCAGAAAGAGAUCAGUAAGCUUAUGGAUACAGUUUCAGUGGCAUUGCCAAACAAGGACAAUAGAAGAGUGAGGUCUGCGCUUCGUGACUUUGUCAACUGGUACAGCCGUAAGAACGUGACACCCAGAAGUGAAUUCUAGGUGGAAAUCUACAGACUAAAAGGGAAUCAUACGUCAAAAGUUAUAGUUAAUGGAUACUAGAUAGAGAAGAUGUAGAGGAGAGAGAGGUUGUGAAUAGAAUGAGCCACCACGG
Molecule: messenger RNA, 3091 nt
Organism: Scheffersomyces stipitis CBS 6054
Lineage: Eukaryota; Fungi; Ascomycota; Pichiomycetes; Serinales; Debaryomycetaceae
Gene: MTR10
Product: Mtr10p
Exons: 1
Coding region: 94-2979 (961 amino acids)
Biological process (GO): protein import into nucleus
Cellular component (GO): cytoplasm; nuclear membrane
Molecular function (GO): small GTPase binding
Source: RefSeq, a predicted model, not a curated record